Anthonomus grandis grandis is the source of this 1687-nucleotide messenger RNA. Its product is annotated as probable cytosolic Fe-S cluster assembly factor AGAP009023. Gene Ontology annotation, cellular component: cytosolic [4Fe-4S] assembly targeting complex. The record is from RefSeq and is a predicted model, not a curated record. Lineage: Eukaryota; Metazoa; Arthropoda; Insecta; Coleoptera; Curculionidae. Gene Ontology annotation, biological process: iron-sulfur cluster assembly. Gene Ontology annotation, molecular function: 4 iron, 4 sulfur cluster binding. The transcript is spliced from 8 exons. Bases 177 to 1628 code for a protein of 483 amino acids.
GUGAGGUUAGAUCGAUUUGUUUAUUAUGAUUUCAUUUUCUAAUUGUGUAGUUAAUAAAAACUGAAAUUAUUGAAAAAUACGUAUAUAAUAGUGAUUUAUUUAUUAACCUUUAAAUAAAUUUAUUAUCACCUAGUUCUUUUAUAUUUUCUACAAGCAAAUCAUUUUUGCACAUAAAAAUGUCUGGGUUCAGUGGUGUUUUACAGCUUACAGACUUGGAUGAUUUUAUCACACCCUCUCAAGAAUGUAUUAAGCCAGUUGAAAUAAAAAAAACAAGUUCCAGUGGUACCGGAUCAAAAAUAAAAAUACAGGAAGAUGGAGCUUACUUCCAAAUUGAAGAGGAUGGGUCUUCCCACAAAUUACAAAAGGUAGAGAUCACAUUAGCCGACUGCCUGGCUUGUUCUGGAUGUAUUACAUCAGCUGAAAGUGUUCUGGUCACACAACAAAGUCAAGAAGAAUUAAUUAGAGUAUUUGAGGAGAAUAAAAGGAUGAAACUUGAAGGCAAAUUAGAUGAAGCAAAAACGAUAAUAGUAUCUAUCUCAAUACAGCCAGUUCUUUCUUUAGCACAUAAAUAUGGCUUAGCUCCAAAUGACUGUGCAGCAAAGCUGACAACCUACUUAAAAAUGUUAGGUGCUGACAUGGUAGUCGACAUGACUAUCGCAGAAGAUUUUUCAUUACUUGAGGCCCGAAGGGAGUUUAUAAGGAGAUACAGAUCUACCGAGCAUGAUGGAGCUAAGAAUGUUUUGCCAAUGCUGGCAUCCAGUUGCCCAGGUUGGGUUUGUUAUGCUGAAAAAACUCAUGGCAGCUAUAUUCUACCAUACAUAUCUACCACAAAAUCACCCCAGCAGAUCAUGGGAUCCCUUAUUAAGCAGUGGGUGGGACAGAGUAAAUCCAUAUAUCAUGUAACUGUUAUGCCUUGCUAUGAUAAAAAAUUAGAAGCUGCCAGAGAAGAUUUUACUGAUAAAAAUGAUAACAUAAGGGAUGUCGAUUGCGUAAUCACAGCAAUCGAAUUGGACCAAAUGUUACAGACAUCAAAUAUAUCAUUAGAGACCCUGGAAAAUUCGACAUUUUCAAGACCUUGGAUCCGCAAUGAUAAUGAUACAGGGAGUCCAUGCUGUUUGUAUAGCCACAUUGGUUCAGGUUCUGGAGGAUACUCUGAUUAUAUUUUCAUAAAUUCUGCUAAAGAAUUAUUCGGAAUUACUUGCGAUAAUGUGGAGUAUAGACCUUUAAGAAACCCAGAUUUUAAAGAAGCCAUCCUGGAAAAAGACGGCAAGGUAUUGCUUAGGUUCGCCAUAGCGAACGGGUUUAGAAAUAUACAAAAUUUAGUGCAAAAAUUAAAAAGGGGAAAGUCUCAGUACCAUUAUGUGGAAGUCAUGGCUUGCCCAUCAGGUUGCCUAAAUGGCGGAGCCCAAGUAAGACCCAAAGAAGGAGUCUUACAAAAAGAAGUCAUCGGAGAAUUGGAGAAAAUGUACAGAAGUUUACCGGUGGCGACCCCGGAAGAAAACAAAAUGGUGAAUAGUUUGUAUGAGAACUGGUUAGGUGGACAGGAGAGUGAUAAGUCUAGCGCGGUGCUACAUACCCAGUAUCAUGCUGUAGAGAAAUCACAUAACGCCUUAAAUAUUAAGUGGUAAUUAUUAUCAUUAAGAUUUAAAUAAUAGUUUCAAUAAAAAGGGCGCUUAUUUUAAAUUAA